AUGAGUGAUUUGAGAAGGGAUCUCGCGGCAGCCGCCCAGUCCCUUGCAUCUGCCAUUGCCCGCCUCUCCUUGGAAGACGAGGCUAGUGAGUGGGAAGUGGUUGCUUCCGAACCGGCUGCCGGAUUUUGGGCCGGAGAGGUCUUGUCAGGCCGCUUGGACUAUCCUGAGGCCUCUGAGAAGAUCGCCGUUCGGUCUUCGAUCUACGUGGUUCUUCGGAGAAGCCCGCAUUUACUGUGCCGGGGCCGCCGUGCCUUUCCCUUCCUUCUCGUGAUGGAGCUGGUCAGGGAAUUUUUGGAGGACCCUUUGGAACUAGGGGGCCUGGUCUUCUCUCGCAUUGCAGCUUCGGAGGAGGAGCAGACAGAUUUCCUUGCCUUGCCCGUCUUGGCCCAUUCUUCAGGGUUCCUUUUGGCUUUGCCCAUUGGCACCCUCUCGGAGGAGCUACUUGCCAGAGGCAACCAGGGCGGUCAGGAUGCACAGGUGGGACCCUCUUUCACCACCACCGUCGCCGGCCUCGAGGAAGACGAGGCCGGAAUAAUGCAAGACUCCCCUCACCAAGUGCCCUGCCUGGUGGUGGAUAUGAAGGAGGAGAUGGCAACCUACCUGAGGAAGCUCGAUCCGGUGACAGACCCUGUGGAGAGCCAGCCUUUCCUUGCCGACCUUCCGACCGUGGUGCCUCAGCACAGUGCCCUGGUGACCGCAUCGAAGGCUUGGCUGUCUUCGGAGACGGGAGAAAGAUUAGCCUUCUACAGUGCCUCGGAAGAGCCACCUCCUCCUCAAAGGGCUCAGGCUGCCGGUCGUGCAAAACGGGUGACCACUGCCCAGCUUGCCUCCCAGAUUGUGGGGAUUGCCGAGGCCCUCCCGAAUCUGACUGCUCAGCUUCAACAGCUGGCCGAUCGCCAGAGUUCUUUGGAGCAGAAGUUCACGGCUGUUCCCGAGGUGGCUCCGAAAGCAUAUCAGCAGAGGUUUGUUCCUCCCAGGCCAAAGACGCAUUCGGAGCAGAUGCUGAGGGCUCUGGGCAGCUCCUUGGGCCCGCCCCCUCGCCUCCGGGAACCUGGGGCUCAGAUCGGUUUGGGCGCUCCGGCUGCCACCGCGGCGCAGGUACCGGUGGAUACAGAGGAGGACCUCGAGGCUCCUGCUCCUCAAGGGCGGCUGGCGGAUGCCAUCUUGCAGCAGAGUCAGGCCCUUACUAUGCUGGUGGGCCAUCUGGCAGAGGGCGGCGUCGAUUCCUCGGCCCUGAGUCAGGGAACCGCGCUUGGUACGCGUGGCGCCGCGAAACGAGAAAGACUACAAGCGGAACUCGCGGCAAGAUCGGGAGACUUCCUCCUUCAAGUGUCGCAGGCGGCUUUCAGACGGAUGUCCCCAACAAGCCCUCUUCCUCGGACCUUGGAGUCCAUGAGGGACGCGGGUCCCCUCUUUACCCGCUACGUGGAGCGCUACGGAGGCUUCGCAGGUCAGCGGGAGGCCGGAAUGAUGAUGUGGGUUCUUGCCCACAUCGGGGACUGCAUGUUGGCGAACGACCACGAAGGGGCACAGGAGAUGUUGGCCUUGGCCCUAGUAGCCCAGGAGCAGAGUGCGCUGGACUCGGGCAGCUGGAGUGUUGCGUACCUCCUUACACUACUGGAGGAGCCUCCUCCUCAACUUUUCUCCGGGAGGGCUGCUGCAGGCAACAGUGCGCGCCUCAAGGCAUUUGCGCCUCUAUGCCCCCCUUCGUGGGGCACAACGACGCUUGCCUUUAUCAAAGAAAUCGAUGCUUUGCAGGCCCGCAGGAAGGAGCUCGCACAGAGCCCCUCGAAGGCCGCUGCUUCCAGCCAGGAGGCCCAGGACGAGGUGCCCCCGAAGAGGAAGCCUCGCUUUCCUCGCCGCCCCAAGCAGCCGGCUACGUGA
Molecule: messenger RNA, 1884 nt
Organism: Symbiodinium sp. CCMP2592
Lineage: Eukaryota; Dinophyceae; Suessiales; Symbiodiniaceae
Source: the annotation of a GenBank genome assembly